Messenger RNA from Strongyloides ratti, 1296 nucleotides. Its product is annotated as Phosphatidylinositol N-acetylglucosaminyltransferase subunit A. The transcript has 3 exons. Gene Ontology annotation, molecular function: phosphatidylinositol N-acetylglucosaminyltransferase activity. The record is from RefSeq and is a predicted model, not a curated record. Gene Ontology annotation, biological process: GPI anchor biosynthetic process. The coding region runs from base 1 to 1296 and encodes 431 amino acids. NCBI's taxonomy places the organism in Eukaryota, Metazoa, Nematoda, Chromadorea, Rhabditida, Strongyloididae. Gene Ontology annotation, cellular component: glycosylphosphatidylinositol-N-acetylglucosaminyltransferase (GPI-GnT) complex.
AUGGUUAAGAGGAAAUUUCGUAUAGCCCUUGUUUCAGACUUUUUUUGUCCUAAUACAGGUGGAAUUGAAACACAUCUUUAUUUUUUAUCAAAAUGUUUGUUAAAAAAUGGGCAUCAUGUUAUUAUGAUAACAAGAUCAUAUGGUGAACGGAAAGGAAUAUAUUAUUUGAGUACAGGUUUAAAAGUUUAUUAUUUACCCGUUUUUGUUUUAUCAAUUGGAAUUACUUUACCAACGGCUUGUUCAUCAUUUCCAUGGAUAAGGAAUAUAUUAAAGAAAGAAUGUAUUGAAAUUGUUCAUGGUCAUUCAAGUUUUUCUUCACUUGCUGGUGAAUGUUUGUUUUGGGGAAGAACAUUGAAUUUAAAAACUAUUUUAACUGAUCAUUCAUUAAUGGGACUUUCUGAUUUAAGUUGUGUUUUAACUAAUGGACUCUAUCUUAGAUACAUUAUACCAAUUACAGGAAAAAUUAUUUGUGUAUCACAUGCACAUAAAGAAAAUAUUUUUAUAAGAUGUAAAAUAAAAAGUGAAAACAUCUAUGUCAUUCCUAAUGCCAUAGAUUCAUCUUUAUUUUUACCAGAUAGAAAUAAAUUUUAUGGAAAUGAUUUGACUAUUGUUGUAGCAUGUCGUUUAGUCUAUAGAAAAGGUGCUGAUCUUUUAAAAUAUGUUAUACCAAAAGUUUGUUCUUUACAUCCAAGUGUUAAAUUUUUAAUUGCCGGUGAUGGACCAAAAAGAGUUGAUUUAGAGGAAAUGAGAGAAUGUUAUAAUUUAUUUGAAAGAGUUACUAUGUUAGGUAUGGUUCCUCAUGAUAUGAUAGCUAAAACAUUAGUACAAGGACAAAUAUUUUUGAAUACCUCUUUAACAGAAGCCUUCUGUAUCGCUAUUGUUGAAGCAGCUUCUUGUGGGUUACAUGUUAUCUCUACUAGAGUUGGUGGUGUAUCAGAAGUAUUGCCUGAAAAUAUGUUAACAACAGUUGAGGUAAAUGUAUCAUCAAUUGUUGAAGGUUGCUUGAAAGCUAUAAAUAUGUUUGAAAAAGGUAAAAUUAUGGAUCCAGUGGAGAGACAUGAACUUGUCAAACCAAUGUAUAAUUGGGAGAAUAUUGCUACUAGAACAGAAGUUGUUUAUAAUGAAGUUUUAACUGAAAAAGGAUUAUCAACAUGGGAUGAAAUUUGUAGUUAUAUGAAUACUGGACUAGCUUUUGGAUUAUGUUGGAUUGGAAUGUCUAUAUUUUUAAGAAUGAUCUCUACUUUAAUGGAUAUUUUUUAUCCUAUUCCUCAUAAAAAUGAUAAUAAGAAAAAAUAA